UUCAUUUACUAAUAAAUUAUGCUCCAUGUUCUCUCCUCAUUUCACACCAAGCGCAAACUAGCCUGCAUAAACCUACACAAGCACACACACCCCUUCCCUGUACUUCAGUAUAUCUGGAGACGAAGAUGAACUAUUAGCUUGAUUGAGAUUGCAAAUAUUGUGAAAGGAAAAAGGACAAAACAGGAAAGCUGAGAUCUUGUCGCAUUUCUGCAUAUGCUCUUCAUUUUGUAGCGGGCGAAGGUGGAAAUCAGAUUGAACUCGAGUUAAAUAUGACGAUUCGGCGAGUUGCUUAUUGAGCUAAAUUUCGAUUCUUUUGAUUUGGGUUUUGGGAAAUUGAGGAACUAUGAUGUAAAUUAUCGAAUCGAUUCAUCGUCAGAAAGCAUUUCAUCUGCUUGUCUUCAGCUGAAAAGUACUGGAUUUUCGGCUUUCCUUUCCACGGAGCCGGACAAAUUUUCCUUGAUCAAGUGAACUCAACACGCUUUUUGCAUAUUUGGAAAUUUAGGGUUUUGGUGAUUGGGCAUUGGUUUACCCCCAUUUUCUAGGGUUUCCGAUUUGAUCAGAUUGCUGCGAGCUGAAUUCUGGCUGGAAUCGGGCUUCAAAUACGCAAAUUCUGGAAGUUUGGGCGUAGAAUUGGAGAUUCGGAGUGUUUUUGAGCACUUUCCCGGAACAGCUCGCUCUGGAGAUUGGGAGUUGAUGGGAGUUGGAUUUGAUUGUACUGACAUCAAGAAUCAAUUUUCAGUUGAAGCGCAGUAUGCCACUGUGGUCAUUGCUUCGAAAAGGUUAUGGAGGAAGAUUGUUCUCACAGAUAGACUUACAACACGGGAAAAAUUAUUUCUUUAGGUUUUUCUGAUCAGAGGUUUUGAGAUUUAUUUUGGAUCGAUUUUGGGAUUUUAACUACUAGGUUGACGAGGUGAAGGUUUAUGAUCAUCAACUCCCAUUUGCUUAUGAGCUGCCUUAACUUGAUCCUUUAGCUGAUUGCCUUCCAUUUUCUAAAAACAUCUGAGUCAACAGUGUUAAGUUUUUGCAGCUUCUAUUUUUGUCAGCCGUAUUUAUGAAUUGUGUCUAGUAAGUGCUAUUGCUCCUGAAUUGCCGUGAUUUGGGUUGUAUAUAGUUUUCAGUUAUUGCGUGUUCAUCGCUUAGAUUGCAGUGUCUUUGUGUCGAAGCUCGAGGGAAAUCUGCAGGUUUGAGCCUGAUCUAGAUUAACCUGGUUUGGGAAUUGGAUCAGUUGAAAAGAGAAGUCACAUGGAAGAUCUCUAAGCUAGAAAUCAAUGUGGGGACAUGGUGGAUGGACAGAAAUUUAAUCGCUGGUCUGUUCCCAUUUUGGAACACAGCUACACGUGGGAAGUAAUUGAAGAUUAUAAUUUUCUUGGUUGUAGCUAUAUUAUUUCUUGCAAGAAGGCGUCCAAUGUCUCGCUGCUUUCCAUUUCCUCCACCAGGAUAUGAAAGAAAGCAUCCACCAGAAGACUUGCUUCUGUUUAAAGAGGCAAAACGCAAAGAGCACAAAGAGAAAAAGGAGAAGAAGGACAAGGACAGGAAAAAAGACAAGGAAAAGAAGGAGAAGGAUGGAAGUGAGAAACAUAGAGACAAGAAAGACCGUAAAGGGAAGCACAAGGACAAAAAAGAGAAACACAAGGAUAAGAAAAAGGAUAAAGAGGACCGGGGCAAGGAUAAAGAUAAAAGUAGCAUCUCGGAAGAAUCAACAGUUUCUAGGAAACUUGAGGAAAGAAGUGGAGAGAACCUCCAACCUGAAGGGCACAACAAACAUAGCCGUUUCGAGGAUAAAGGGAAACAGUCUACCUUAUUGCACGGUCAAAAUGGAAAGAAGCCGCCUUCACAGAGCAUCUUGCCCUCCCAAGCAACCAACGAAGCAAGAUUCAUGCAGGAACUGAACAGGCGGAUCCGAGAUGAGGAGAAGGGUGGAGGGAGCCAGUUUCUUCAAAGAGGUGCCGAUGUGGGCAAAAGGGAUGAAGGGGCAGCAGCUGGAAUUGCACUCUGCAAUCCUUCACAAGAACUGGCAGAAGAUAAGGACAGUGAUGGGGAUAAGAGUUUCCAUGUUAAGAAACUUGAGCUGCAAGGACGCAAUGGCGAGUUUACAGGAAGGUCGAUGGUCCAAAACCAUAGCCAAGUCGCCAAAAGUAAAAAUGAAGGGAUUCCUAGACCGUUGGAAGAACAAAAUGACUUGAGGUUGGAAAAUAAAGAGAAAUAUAAGGAAGCAUGGGGUAAUAAGCAGGGAGACAAACAGAAAGACAGAGAUAAGAAAAGCCAUGGAAAGGAUAAACACAGGGAGAAGGAGAAGGAGAAGAAAAAGGAGGAGAAGGUUAAUGCAACCAUCGAAAACGAGAAAAGUGAAUUUAAAAAUUCUGGAAGAAAUGAUCUUGCUGGUGCUACUUUUAGUAAAAGUGUAAAGGAUGUUGUUGGUACUGCUAUUAUUGAAGGGAGUGUCAAGAAACGGAAAGACAUGGAUGUUAACGGUUUUGUUCAUGCGGGUGAAAUCAGGCCUAAUAAAGUUCAAAGACUUUCCGUCCAUCAGUCAACAGAGAAUGGAAGAAAACUUGAAGCCCCCGCUAAAUCCUCUUCAGGUAAGCAGGAUGUUCCAAACAACGUUUGGUUGGAGCACGGUGGCUGGUUGCACAAUGGUAUAAACGAAGCCAAGAAACCAUCUCCAUCUAAACCUAAUCAUCCUUCCGGUGUUAACAAGUUCAGCCAUCAAAUUGUUGUACCUCCAAAGACGCAGCACCCUGAUCCCAGCGAUGUAAACGAGGCACCCAGAAUACCCAAGAUGAAGGACCACACCGCUGAAGCAUCAAGGAGGCCUCCACACCCCGAUUCCAAGUAUCUAACUCAGAUAUUAGCAGUCCCCACCGUGGGAGACUGGUCUGAGGAUGAUGACCAAGAAUGGUUAUUUAGCAAGAAAGGUCCUCCAAAUAAGCCCGAGUUAGAAUCAGUUGGGGUCAAUGAGGAGCUGCAAGUAUGGUCUGAAGCUGUACAUAUCGAAUCAGCUGAUGUUUGUGCUCUGCCAUAUGUGAUUCCUUACUGAUUCUCAUUUGUUAACUGCUGGCUGAAGAGAGAGAGACAGCCAUUGCCAGAGUUUUCCUCAGCAUCUGCCUCGAUUUAUGACCGGGUAUGAGGCAUCGACAUGGUGUUGCCCUCUGGAGAUCAGAGUUGCAUACACUCUAAUCGAGCAAUAUAUUUUUGUAGCAUAGAGGUGACUCGAUGAGGCGCCCCUCCCGUCAUGUCCAUUCUGAUUUGAGUAAGUGCAGCUCUAGUUUCAUGUCACCAAUUUUGAUUUGUAACAUACAACUCAUUUAGGAGAAAUGCGAGGUGGUGGUGGUGGAGAGAGGGAGGGAGGGAGGGAGGGGGGAUCAUAACAUAUCAAUUUCGGUUUGUCUUAACUUAUAGAUUUAGCCAUUGUUAAUAUGAAGGUUGUAUCUCUAAGUAGAAGACGUGAUGCGUUCUUGUUUGAAUACCAAGGAAUAAUUUUUAGACGCGAGGAAAAUAUUAGAGGUGUCCAAAAUCCAAAUAUUAAUAUUAUAAAAAAGUCUGAGGCCAUAAUUAAGUAUU
Messenger RNA from Salvia miltiorrhiza (redroot sage), 3561 nucleotides. RefSeq lists its product as uncharacterized. NCBI's taxonomy places the organism in Eukaryota, Viridiplantae, Streptophyta, Magnoliopsida, Lamiales, Lamiaceae. The record is from RefSeq and is a predicted model, not a curated record. The transcript is spliced from 4 exons. The coding region runs from base 1406 to 3037 and encodes 543 amino acids.